Drosophila ananassae is the source of this 2233-nucleotide messenger RNA. RefSeq lists its product as uncharacterized. The record is from RefSeq and is a predicted model, not a curated record. The transcript has 4 exons. Lineage: Eukaryota; Metazoa; Arthropoda; Insecta; Diptera; Drosophilidae. Gene Ontology annotation, biological process: regulation of transcription by RNA polymerase II. Gene Ontology annotation, molecular function: RNA polymerase II cis-regulatory region sequence-specific DNA binding; DNA-binding transcription factor activity. Bases 102 to 1847 code for a protein of 581 amino acids.
UUUCAUUUGACCUUGUACAAUACUGGAUUCGGAGCAGUGUUAAAUGGCGUACAUAAUAUUAAAGCAACGUUUGGGAAAUCGUAAUAUAUUUUUAAAGGAAAAUGGAAGUGUGUGGCAGCGUGCUGGUGAAUUCGAAUUACCAGCAGUUCCGGCUGAAAUGCAUAUACUGCACCACAGAAAGCGAGCUACAUGAUUGGAAGCUGUUCAUCAACCAUGUGCGGACAUCACAUUACUGCGAGGAGGAUGAAGCCUCUGGGUCUACAGAUGUCCCAAUCAAAGAAAACCAAGAUUCGUUGGACCCUGAAAUCGAAUACGAACCAGAAGAGUUUUACAAUAUCAUUGAAACGGUUGAGGACGAUGACCAAUGGUUAAAGUCUGAAAAUGACAUGGACGAGGAUGUUAGUCCAUACGCGGAGAAUAAGACGACUUACUGUGAAUACCUUUCUGAAUCCAAUGAAGCGCCAGCUCCAUCAGAAAGAGAUGCAGCCAGCAGCCCCAAUUACUCGGCUUCUUUGAAAGCCGAACCAUUCGUGGAGUACGAGAGUGGUAGCGACUCUAACUCAUAUAUUGAAGAGCCACCGCUACCACGGCGUCCAGGAAGGCCACCAAAACGUACCAGACCUGAUCAGGUUUUCAAGUUCAAAGUGUCGUUUAUACGAAGCAAUCCACGUGUGCUGCAUCUGAUCCAAGUGUAUAGGGAACACCCCUGCCUGUGGAAUCCAGCAGAUGACUUUUAUGAGGAUGAGGGCGUGCGGAAGCAGGCGUACAAAUCUAUAAUAAGUCGUAUGGAGUUAAAAACCGACGUACUUUUGACUGUGGCCGAGUUGAAGCGAACUCUGGUGCAGCUGCACACGCAAUACGCCCUUGCAGGAGAAAUGAAAGCGAAAGGGAAGCUAGUCGGACUGGCAUCUCGUUACUAUGCCAAAUGCGAAUUCCUCAGCGUUUCGCCGCCCGUAAAAGUAAGGCAGAUCGAAGUGGACAGUAACCUAAUCACAAUUAAGCUUAAUUUUAAGGAGGAUAACUUAGUGACUAGUUCUUUCAUCGAGACAUAUGGAAACUAUCCGAUGUUAUACAAUCCAGCACACCCAGAUUUCUGUUCAAUAGAUGCGAGGGCCGAAGCCUAUGUAAAGCUGGCUGAAGAGUUCCAGCCUGUUGUGAAGGCCAAUGAAACGGACGUUUAUAUAGCCGUAAAUAAGCUAAGACGUUGGGCUUAUGAGGCUAUGAGGCGUCUGAAAGCCAAAGAGCUGAUUGAGUCUUGCAAUAAGCAGGAGGUGCAGUACUUGCGCAUGUGUAGCUUUUUACCUGCUAAAGGAUCGGAAAGUGCUGUGUUGUACUGCGAUGUCUGCAGCAGGCGGUUUCACGGCGACUACAACCUCCGUGUGCAUAUGUUCAAAGCCCAUAUGUUGGGCGAACUACCUUAUCUUUGUUCUAUGUGCCCGCGGCGCUUUGACAGACAAGUGGACAUGGAACGGCACAAACAACGAUCGCAUUUCGCUAACCGCCUGAAGUGCGAAUAUUGCGAAAAAGUCUUUGCUGUCUACCAUGACCUUAAGGUACACACUCUUAUCCACACCGGCGAGAAGCCGCAUGUGUGCGAAGUUUGUGGCAAAUCGUUCCGUCUGAAACUGCUUUUGGAUCAUCACAUAAACGGCGUCCACCUCAACAUUCGGCCUCACCAUUGCCACUUGUGCAACAAAAGUUUCCGCAAAAAGUUUGAACUGUCCAACCACAUUAAAGGACACUAUAAUAUUCGUGAUAAAAAAUGCGAGGUUUGCGGAGCCGCUUUCUACGACCAUUCUUCCCUCUCCAGACAUCGCCGAGGCCACAGAGAAAAACAACAAAUUUAAUUGGAUUAUAUUAAAAUGGAGAUAUCGGGAAAUAGCAUUUGUGUUUACAUUAAAUGCAUCGAUUUAUAUCACUUGACUGCAUGAUUAGAACUAUAUAUAAUAUGUAGAUUCUGCCAAUUAAAAAGGACAACAGGAUAUAGUCCAAAAUAUCCCAGCCUGUAGAUGAUAAGGAAUAUUUUUAUUGUGUUUUCCUCUGUUAUUAAAGAAAUUAAAUAUAAAUAAAUAAACAAAAUGUAAAUGGGUCAUAAAUACGAAUUUAAGUUAUUUUUUAUAGGUCAUAAGUCUAAUAAAUAAUUUAGAAAUAAUUUAAUUCUCUUAAUUUGUCUUCUCUUCUAUUAAUAUUUUCAAAAAUUCUAAAUUAAAAAGGAUAAUAAAUAUGUAAACUA